AUGGCAACUAACGAGAUCGUCAAUCGAGAGCUCAAGAAGCCUAUCACUGUCGCUGAGUAUCUCUUCCACCGUCUGCAUGAGGUGGGAGUUCGCUCAGUGCAUGGUGUUCCUGGUGAUUACAACCUUGCAGCCCUAGACUUUCUGCCAAAAUGUGGUCUCAACUGGGUCGGAAACUGCAAUGAGCUCAAUGCGGGUUACGCUGCGGAUGGCUAUGCUCGAGUCAACGGCAUCGGUGCCCUGAUCACAACAUUUGGAGUCGGGGAGCUCUCUGCUCUCAACGCUAUCGCGGGCGCUUACUCCGAGUUCGUGCCCAUCGUUCACAUCGUGGGUCAACCCAGCUCUCAAUCGCAAAGAGAUGGAAUGUUGCUUCAUCAUACGCUCGGAAACGGCGACUUUGAUGUUUUCUCCAAGAUGAACACCGGAGUCUCCUGCUCACUUGCCCGCCUGACCGAAACCCUCGAGGUCGCGACCUUGAUUGACAACGCUAUUCGCGAAUGCUGGAUCCGUAGUCGUCCCGUCUAUAUCACUCUUCCCACCGAUAUGAUCACAAAGCAGAUUGAGGGUGAAAGACUUAACACGAAACUAGAUUUGUCACUUCCUCCGAAUGACACCGAGAAGGAAGACUAUGUGGUGGACGUCGUUCUGAAAUACCUCCAUGCCGCAAAGAAGCCCGUCAUUCUGGUUGAUGCAUGCGCUAUCCGCCAUCGUGUUCUCGACGAGGUGCACGAUCUGAUGGAGGCCUCCGGUCUGCCCACCUUCGUGGCUCCGAUGGGCAAGGGGGCUGUGGACGAGUCACAACCAAACUAUGGAGGAGUCUAUGCCGGCACAGGCUCGAACGCCGGCGUCCGCGAACAGGUCGAAUCUUCGGAUCUUAUUCUGAGCAUCGGUGCUAUCAAGUCGGACUUCAACACCAGUGGUUUCACCUACCGUAUCGGACAACUUAACACCAUCGACUUCCAUAGCACUUACGUGCGCGUGCGUUAUUCUGAGUACCCCAACAUCAACAUGAAAGGAGUAUUGCGCAAGGUCAUCCAGAAACUCGGCAAGGUGAAUGCCGAACCGGUUUCGCAUCUCUCGAACGCACUACCAGAGGAAGAGAAGACGUCUACCACUACCGAAAUCACUCACCAGUGGCUGUGGCCUAAGGUCGGACAGUGGCUCAAGGAAAACGACAUUGUCAUCACCGAGACUGGUACUUCAAACUUCGGUAUCUGGGAGACUCGGUUCCCCGCCAAUGUCACCGCCAUCAGUCAAGUCCUCUGGGGCAGCAUUGGCUACUCGGUCGGUGCCUGUCAGGGUGCUGCUCUGGCGGCCAAAGAACUCGGCAACCGCCGCACUGUCCUCUUUGUUGGCGACGGUAGUCUUCAGCUUACUGUGCAAGAGCUGAGCACCAUGAUCAGAAACAACCUCAACCCCAUUAUCUUCGUCAUCUGCAACAACGGAUACACCAUUGAACGGUACAUCCACGGCUGGGACGAGAGCUACAACGACAUCCAGCCCUGGGAUAUCAAGGGCCUGCCGACCGCUUUCGGAGCCGAGGACAAGUACACAGGCUACAAGGUCACCACUCGCGACGAACUCAAGCAGCUUUUCGCGAACGAGGAGUUCAACUCGGCGCCACACUUGCAGUUGGUUGAGCUUCACAUGCCCAGAGACGACGCACCUGCCGCACUGAAGAUCACCGCCGAAGCUGCUGCUGCGAGAAACAAGUAA
Aspergillus saccharolyticus JOP 1030-1 is the source of this 1713-nucleotide messenger RNA. RefSeq names its product alpha-keto acid decarboxylase family protein. The transcript has 5 exons. The coding region runs from base 1 to 1713 and encodes 570 amino acids. The record is from RefSeq and is a predicted model, not a curated record. Gene Ontology annotation, molecular function: carboxy-lyase activity; thiamine pyrophosphate binding; magnesium ion binding. Lineage: Eukaryota; Fungi; Ascomycota; Eurotiomycetes; Eurotiales; Aspergillaceae.